Messenger RNA from Triplophysa rosa, 1107 nucleotides. Its product is annotated as taste receptor type 1 member 1-like. Gene Ontology annotation, biological process: G protein-coupled receptor signaling pathway. Gene Ontology annotation, molecular function: G protein-coupled receptor activity. NCBI's taxonomy places the organism in Eukaryota, Metazoa, Chordata, Actinopteri, Cypriniformes, Nemacheilidae. The coding region runs from base 1 to 1107 and encodes 368 amino acids. The transcript is spliced from 4 exons. The record is from RefSeq and is a predicted model, not a curated record. Gene Ontology annotation, cellular component: membrane.
AUGGUCGUCAGUCGUAGGGACUCUUUUGUUAAACAGAAAGGUUCUUCGGAGGUGCCUUUCUCAAACUGCUCUGUUGAGUGCAAGGAGGGGUUUUCAAGAGAACACGAGGGAUAUCAUGACUGUUGCUUUCUCUGUAAGAAAUGCCCACAAAACAGCUAUGUGAAUUAUUCUCGGGACCCUUAUAUCUGUUUUCCAUGUGCGGAGAGUGAAUGGUCAGAAGAAGGCAGCACGACAUGUAAGGCACGUUCUGUCAUCUAUCUUGAGGUCACAGACAUCACCUCUGUUGCAGUUAUAAUUUCAGCCACACUUCUGAUGACUGUCUUCAUUUACAUCUUUUGCCUUUUCGCCUGCAAUUACAACACGCCAGUGGUGAGGUCUGCCGGUGGCAACAUGUGUUUUCUCAUGCUGGCAUGUUUGAUUAUGUCUACCACAAGCGUGUUCUUUUUCUUUGGACAACCCACAGCAGUCAAUUGUGUCCUGAGGAGCUUGACUUUUUUUUUUUUCUUCACAAUCUGUCUCUCAUGUUUGACUGUCCGUUCCUUUCAAAUUGUUUGUAUCUUCAAAAUGGCUGCCAAGUUCCCUAAGUUACACAGCUUAUGGGUCAAGCACAGUGGCCAGUGGCUCUUUGUUGCAUCCUUUUCUGUCGUUCAUUUAUUUUUAUGUGUGAUGUGGGUGACUGUCUCAGCUCCCAAACCGUUUCAAGACUCUUUUUCUUUUAAAGACCAGACUGUUCUCAGCUGUGAAAAGGGGCUCACUGUUGCCUUGGCAAUUGUUGUAUUCAUAGGUUGGUUUCUUGGAUUCCUGUGCGUCUUGUUUUCUUACAUGGGACGAGAUCUGCCGAAAAAUUACAAUGAGGCCAAAUCAAUAACUUUCAGUAUCAUUUUGUACUAUGUGAUCUGGAUUGUAUACAUCACAUCCCUCCUUCUUAUCAAAAGCAAAUAUGUGCAGCUUUUUAAUGCAAUGACUCAGCUGUCCAGUGUAUAUGCAAUUCUCUUUAGCUAUUUCAUACCAAAAUCUUACAUCAUGCUAUUUAAACCAGAGAAGAACACUGCUGCGUACUUUCAAACAUCUAUUCAGACUUACACCCAAACCAUUAGUAGGAAUUAA